Aspergillus nidulans FGSC A4 is the source of this 816-nucleotide messenger RNA. RefSeq lists its product as uncharacterized. Lineage: Eukaryota; Fungi; Ascomycota; Eurotiomycetes; Eurotiales; Aspergillaceae. The transcript has 2 exons. Bases 1 to 816 code for a protein of 271 amino acids. The record is from RefSeq and is a predicted model, not a curated record.
AUGAAAUUUCAGAUGCUUCUGUUCUUUGUGUCUCUGGUUCUGGCCCAGGUCACUUCUGUUGCUUUGUCCAUCGAUGGCUCUGAUGCCGUUGAGUCCACUGGCUUCCUCGAAUCGAACACUGGAACCGGCUAUCUUGUCAAGCGCAAAAACGUAUUGAAUUUCUGCAGCCGUGCUAGUGAUUGUGCUGAGAAUGAAGCCUGUCAGCUCUUCGUGUGUGUUGAGUCUAACCACAGCCAGGCCCAACCCGACACUGAGGAUGAGGGGAACUGCAAGACCGACGAGGACUGCGGUGAAGGUGCUGAAUGCAUGGGCGGCUUCUGUAUCGAUCGUGACGUUACAGUUGAGGCAUCCCUAACGGGUGAUGCCAUGUGUCAGAAGGACAAAGACUGCGGUAGUGUUGGCAGAUGUCUUAACGGCCUUUGCCUCGCACCGUCCAAAUUACGUUUCGCUCGUCGGUCUCCUCAGCUUGUCUGCCACACCGAUCGUGACUGUGCCAGCCCUUCGGGACCUGGUCACUGCACUCACGGAGGCAUCUGUAUUGCUCCUCCUAUCAAUAAGGUCGAAGCCCGCUCCCCUCAAAUUCAGUGCCGUACCGACCAAGACUGCGCUAGUCCCCAUGGGCCUGGACAGUGUAUAGCUGGUGGCAUCUGUAUUGCGCCCACUCGUCAGCUUGAGACUCGAUCGCCUCAAGUUCAAUGCCAUACCGAUCAAGACUGUGCUAGUCCUGAUGGGCCCGGAUACUGCAUUGGCGGCGGAAUUUGCGUCGCAGAUCCUCCCUCGCAGUUCCUCGUCGAGUCUGCAGCUGCUGAUGUGUGA